Drosophila grimshawi is the source of this 1917-nucleotide messenger RNA. RefSeq names its product sterol carrier protein 2 (gene ScpX). The record is from RefSeq and is a predicted model, not a curated record. Gene Ontology annotation, molecular function: acyltransferase activity, transferring groups other than amino-acyl groups. NCBI's taxonomy places the organism in Eukaryota, Metazoa, Arthropoda, Insecta, Diptera, Drosophilidae. The coding region runs from base 87 to 1721 and encodes 544 amino acids. The transcript is spliced from 5 exons.
AAGUUUAGUUAUUGAUUAUAGCCGAGUCGAAGCGGUUGUACUUGUAUUUGCAAUUUCCACAAGAGAUUUGAAUCUUUAGCCACAAAAUGACCAAAACUCGAGUCUAUGUUGUUGGUGUUGGCAUGACCAAGUUUGAGAAACCUGGUCGCCGUGCCGAUGUUUGCUAUCCGGACUUUGCCAAGGAGGCCGUUACAAAGGCUCUACAGGAUGCCAAGCUGCAAUAUUCCGAUGUGCAACAGGCUGUCUGCGGAUAUGUCUAUGGUGACUCCACAAGUGGCCAGCGAGCAAUCUACGAAGUGGGCAUGACUGGCAUCCCAGUCUACAAUGUGAACAACAACUGCUCCACUGGAUCGAGUGCCUUGUACCUGGGCAAGCAGAUCAUCGAAUCGGGCAGCGCGGACUGUGUCCUUGCCUUGGGCUUCGAGAAAAUGGAACGUGGCUCGUUGGCCGCGAAAUACUUUGACCGGGCUAACCCUAUGGAGCGACAUAUCACUGAAAUGGGCGAACUGACUGAAAUUGGGGCUGGGCCAAUGGCAGCUCAGAUCUUUGGCAAUGCUGGCAAGGAGCACAUGAAGAAGUAUGGCACAAAACCGGAACACUUUGGCAAGAUUGCUUGGAAGAACCACAAGCACUCGGUCAACAAUCCCUACUCACAAUUUCGUGAUGAAUACACGCUGGAGCAGAUUAUGAAGUCGCCGCAGGUGGUCGAGGGAGUGCUAACGAAGCUGCAAUGCUGCCCCACAUCGGAUGGCUCUGGUGCUGCCAUUCUGGCCUCUGAACAGUUUGUGCGUCGUCAUGGACUGGAGAAGCAGGCUGUGGAAAUUGUCGGCAUGGAAAUGGCCAGUGAUCCAGAAUCCACCUUCGCUGAUAAGAGCCUGAUAAAGAUUGCAGGCUAUGAUAUGACCCGUCUGGCUGCGCAGCGUCUGUUCGCUAAGAGCGGAUACAAACCACAGGAUGUGCAGGUCGUGGAGCUGCACGACUGCUUCUCGGCCAACGAACUAGUCACCUACGAAGCUUUGGGUCUCUGUGGCGAGGGCAAGGCUGGCGAGUUCAUCGAUCGUGGAGAUAAUACUUAUGGCGGUAAAUUUGUAAUCAAUCCCAGCGGAGGCCUCAUCUCCAAGGGUCAUCCACUUGGUGCCACUGGCUUGGCUCAGUGUGCUGAGCUGUGCUGGCAGCUGCGUGGCCUGGCCGAGAAGCGGCAAGUGAAUGGUGUCAAGUUGGCUCUGCAGCACAAUUUGGGAUUGGGUGGUGCCGUCGUGGUUGGACUCUAUCGGUUGGGUUUUCCGGCAUCCAGCGGAAUCAAACACAAUUUAACUGCGGCCGUACAAAUGGCUACUAGUGAGGAGGGCUUCAAGGUGUCGGCGCUGCUGAGGCUGCUCGAGCAGGCCAUGCAGGAGGACAAGGAUAAUCUGAUUGAAAAGGUGCGCGCCGUGUACGGCUUCAAGGUGAGCAAUGGUCCCCAGGGAAAGACUGGCUUCUGGGUGAUCGAUGCCAAGCAGGGCAGGGGCAAGAUUACCUUCAAUGGCACACAAAAAUGUGAUGUUACCUUUAUAAUCAGCGACGAUGAUGUGUUUGAGCUGCUGACGGGCAAGCUGCCGCCGCAGAAGGCCUUCUUCCAGGGCAAGAUUAAGAUCCAGGGCAACAUGGGCUUCGCCAUGAAACUGAUGGAUCUUCAGCGCUCAGCGCAGGGUCGCAUAGAGGAGCUGCGCUCCAAACUCUAAAUCCCUUAAGCAUUCCCUUGGCAUUUUGCAAUUAUUUCCGGUUUGGGCUGUUUUUAAAACCGUUGUCUAAAUGGACUUAUAUAUAUAUAAAUAUAUGUAUGAUAUUGUAUUACUUGUAGCUAUUAAAAUAUUUGUUUCUUUUUAUAUUCGUAGACAUAAAGUUGAAAACUCACAAUAAACGAUUAUAAAUGUGUAA